Lichtheimia ornata is the source of this 3693-nucleotide messenger RNA. RefSeq lists its product as uncharacterized. Bases 1 to 3693 code for a protein of 1230 amino acids. The transcript is spliced from 6 exons. Gene Ontology annotation, molecular function: guanyl-nucleotide exchange factor activity; protein binding. NCBI's taxonomy places the organism in Eukaryota, Fungi, Mucoromycota, Mucoromycetes, Mucorales, Lichtheimiaceae. The record is from RefSeq and is a predicted model, not a curated record. Gene Ontology annotation, biological process: positive regulation of GTPase activity; Ras protein signal transduction. Gene Ontology annotation, cellular component: plasma membrane.
AUGUCAACAGACGCAUUGAUGGCAACCACCACCACUCAACAACACAAUACGAAGCCUGUUUCGCUUUCACCACCAGCGUCGUUGCCAAGUUCACCACGUAGCGUUAUCGAAGGUCCACCAUCUGCAUCCACUUCCCAUUUUGUACAAGCUCUACACGAUUAUCAACCAUCUUGUGCACCAACUGAUGAAAGCGUGUCAUGCCUAUUUUUCCGUAAAGGAGCUAUUAUCGAGGUGUUUAAUCGCGAUAGUUCAGGGUGGUGGGAUGGCGUCUCGAAUGGAGUGCGUGGAUGGUUUCCAAGCAACUACGUGGGACGAAUCGGAGAAGCAAGCAUGGAUUAUUGCUCCGGGGAAGCUACCAUCAAUGAUGAUGAUAACGGUGUUAUGGUAGAAAGAGAGAACAAUGAGAACACAGCCUCAUCUCUGGGAAUCGAUGGUGGUGAUGAAUCUUUAUCAGCUGCUUCUUCCUCGACAUCAUCGCUAUCUUUAUCAAGCAAGAUCCAAAACCAGCAACGGCGAUCAUCAUUGUCAUCAUCUUCUUCAACAACACAACCUCCCACCAACACCUCUACCACCACCACCACCAAACCCACUGCUUCCAAGAAGCCAUCGAGUCGUGUAGAGCUUGCACGUGCAUUAUUGAGCGAGGAUCGUCACAAAGAAAAGCAACAAGGACAAGAACAGCAUCAGGAUGCUACAACAACGACCACAAGCAAAAGCGAUUGGGGUGCACUACGAGAUGAAAUGGAACGACGUAUUGCCGAAUUGAUAGAUGCUUGUCAACAAAAGCCACCAGGCAAUGUACAAAUGGCGACCUUUCACGUGGUAUCAUCGAUUCGAGCCAUGUUAACAGCUGCUUGUGCAGUGAGCAAUGAUGCACCAUUACUUAAAUCAUAUCCAGAAUUGGGUCGACAACGUAAAAUGAUUCUCAGCACAUUGAGCCGGUUGGUGCUCAAAGGAAAGGAACUGCAGGCGGCUCCUGAGCUCUCAUCACUUGCACAGCAACUUCUCAAGGAAAUGGAUGCAUUUGAGCAGCAGCUAAAAAAGACACCUGAUUCACCCAUCCAUUCGAUAUCCAACAACAAUAAUAGCGAUAGCGAUGCUAGCAGCAAUAGCAGUGGUCGAUUAUCAAGCAUGUCAUUGAUUGCACGUGCGGUGCCACUGGAUGAUGCACGCCAUAUUCUACAAACAUUGCAAGACCACCAGACAACGAUUAUGCGGUUGAUGGGUGAUUUAAGGUCGACCAUUGAUCGAUUUGUGAAACAUGAAGAACGUGCCACUGAUAUGCUCGAGACGACACGCAAGGCUGUGGAAGCCGUACGCACAUUUUUGGCUGUGAUUGAGCAUGUAUGUUCCAACGUGGGCGAUGUUGACUAUGGCCAUCAUUCGGUGAUCCCACAAGACCCACAAUUAGUUGCAUUGGUGCUUGCCAAAGAAUCCGUCUAUAGUGCCAUCACCAGCUUGGUUACAUGCGUUCGUGCACUUGCUGCCGGCAAGCCAACGCAUGAUGAUAUGCGUGAUUUGUACAAGAGCUGCGACAUUGUUACCAACACCGUGAACGAUAGCGCUGAUCGCGUGCGAUCGUGCUUUAUGGAAAAUAGCAAUGUACUUGGUGCCAACCAACAAGACGUGGAUGUGGGUGCCAUGCGUGAAAAAUUGGAAAGCUCACUCGAAUCACGGCGAAAUCAAACACUCAGCAUUCUUGGUCGCAAGGCAACCAGUCUUAAUGUGCUGCAAGAUCAAUACGCCCAACAACAACAAAACAUUGUCGACUCGCUUGAAGUGGCAGAGAACAAUCAUCGAAAUAGCACCAACACCACUACCAGUAGCAUUCGAUCAAGCAUUAGCAGCGUUAAUACCACAAGUACUGCUGAAGGAGGAGGUCAACAACAAAUGGUGCGAAGAGCACGUGCAUUAUCUCGAGCAAGCCGUUCCACAUUACGAUUAGCUACUAUCACAAGUGAAGAUCAAAAUGCACCACCACCUGUGCCACCCAAGAACGAGAUCAAGCCUACAAGUAGUAAAUCAACUCCCAUGGCACCAGGUCGUUCUCAUCGUCCACGUGGUUUAAGUUUAUCAUCUCUACGCAUGUCAGCAUCGGUUACCAAGCAACGAAGUGACUCGUUGUCAUCAUCCACUGAAACCUUAGCUGAGCCAUCACCUCAAAUUCGAAGAACAUCAUCAUGGAUGACUAUCAAUGGUGUUGGUGAAAGGCGUGACAGCUUACCGGCAUUCAAGGCGGAGCAUGAGCCAUGGUUUUUGCGACAACGUGAGUUUUCCGAAGAUGAGAUCAUGUACAACAACGAGGGACAAGUAACGGGUGCCACGGUGGAAGCAUUGGUUGACAAAUUGACACAACAUGAAAAGUCACCAGAGCUUUUGUUUAUGCGUGCUUUCUUUUACAACUUUCGGCAAUUCACUGAUCCAAUCACGUUCUUGGAUUUGCUUAUCAAGCGCUUCCAUUUGCAGCCUCCUAGUGGUGAUGGUGCUCCUUUAACACCUGACGACAUGGCUUUGUGGACAAAUCGUGUAUUGCUACCUGUACGCUUGCGUGUAUACAAUGUCAUCAAGACAUGGCUCGAAUCAUUCUUUUAUUAUGAAACCGAUGGGCCUACAGAAAAGACGCUUGUCAACUUCAUCACUGGUCCAAUGAUGCAAGCUAUGACAAGUCCUGCAAAACGCAUGAUGGAUCUUGUGCGCAAACGAUACACAUCUCGAUUGUCAUCGGGCCGUAAAUUAUCAUUUAGCAGUGAACCUCGCUCAUUACGCAAGCAGCCAUCAGGAUCCCACAUUUCACUAUCAUCAGGCACAUUGCUCUUUUCCACGCUCUUUGAAGAUGGAUCAAAUGGUCCACCUAACAUCACCCGAUCAUUGCGUAAUAAUUUGCGGAAGGCCAUGAGUCAAGGUGUCUUGUCGAGCAUACACAUUAGCGAAUUUGAUCCACUCGAAUUGGCGAGGCAGCUGACAUUGAUGGAAAGUGCGUUAUUCUGCCAGAUCGAGCCUAACGAGAUGAUUGGUCAAGAAUUCAAAAAGAAAGUGGGAUGCAGCACAGCUGUUCACGUCAAAGCCAUGAUUCAACGCAGCACACAAAUUACGAGUUGGGUAUCUGAUACCAUCUUGCGAGAAUCGGAUAUCAAGAAACGUGGUCAAAUGAUCAAAUUAUGGAUCAAAGUUGGCGAUCAUUGUCUUCAAUUACGGAACUAUAAUACGUUGAUGGCUAUUCGAUCAGCUCUUGUGUCAACAAGUAUCGCACGGCUGAAGCGUACAUGGGAAUUUGUGUCCGCCAAAUACAAGGCCAUGUAUGAUCCAAUUUAUCGAGCCACUGAUUCGCAACGCAAUUUUGCCGAGUAUCGACGUCAAUUGCGUGAAGCCGUUGCACCGUGCCUACCGUUUCUUGGCGUGUAUCUUACUGAUAUGACAUUUAUUGAUGAUGGCAAUUCCAAUUACCGAACAUCACCAGGAGGAUGUCAGCUGAUUAACUUUGACAAGUACAUCAAAACCACUCGUAUCCUAAACGAGAUCGAUCAAUUCCAAAUCCCAUACAAGUUUACUGAGGUUGAGGAGAUUCAACGAUACCUCGUUCAUUGCCUGGAGACUGUAGAGAAGGAUGACCAGGUGUUUUAUACCCGCAGUCUGCAACUCGAACCUCGUGAAGAGGAUUUUGACAUCAAGAGCUUUAUUUCUAAUCUUGCUUAA